AUGAACAACAUGUUCGAAUCCACAUAUUUUAAGUUUAAAGGGUCUCAAGACCGAUGCCACGAAUGGAGCGAUACGAACUCCCACGAGUUCUUUGUGGCUGUCGAUGGACCGUUCAAGAAUGAGUACUCAAGCUACAAGGACUCGACGACGUUCCUGAAGGCUUACGACUCUGUCCCCGAAGAAGAGCGAUGCUUCUUCGAGCAGAUCCGCGAAGGCAAGGCUUGCAAAGAGUACUACGACAUCGACUGGACUCUCGCUUCCUCUGCCGAUGAGUGUGAAAUAAAGAGACUGGAGCAGCAGGUGUUCGCUGCUUUUUUGAGAGUGCGCAACCAACACGCCCCCGAGUUUGCACUUGAUGAUGAGCAUUGCCGUAUUCUCAGUGCAUCCAACAGCGAGAAGCUGUCGUUGCACAUCGUGAUCCCGACAUAUGUGUUUGAGAACAACCACCAACACCUGAAGGCGUUCUUUCUUGCGUUCCAGAAGUUUUGGUGCUCCGCUCUUUGUGACGACGAAGACGCCGCGUUACUCAAACGCAUCGACGAAGGAGUCUAUAGCAGGAACCGGACCAUGCGGAUUCUCGGGAGUCACAAGUCCUUGGAGCCAAGUCGUUCACUGCUGCGAGCCAAGUGGCAUGAUCCGUCCACGUUGGCCGAAGAUGAAGAGUUUCUCAUCACUGCAAUUGGACCUGACUCUAUCAAGAUCACCAGCGAUUUGCAAGAGGUUGCCGUUGAGCGAGCACCGUCGACUGUAACUAGGAAAACUCGAGAAGCUAUUCAGUUGUGCUUGCCCAAGCACAUCGUAGGUGCUGUGAGAGCUAAGUUUGAGCAGACACCACAUGCCGCCCAGUUCUUCGAGAUGCAGUGUUAUGCAGACCGUCCAAUGGACUUCGAGCUUCUACGCAAAGUUCAGGGUCACUGUGUGGUCUGCGAACGAGAGCACGAUCGGGAAAAUGCAUACUUGAGACUUGCUGAGUCCGGCGCUAUCUACUUGAAGUGCUAUCGAUCCAGCAGUCCAGGAAAGGAGGUGUGCAAACGUGAUUUCGCCUUGGCUGUUGAGAUCGAAGCCGCUAUGGCCUUGCAAGCGCGCCAUGGACUUACUCAUGUGGACAUCUCUGACGAUGCUCGGUUCCUGACACAUUUCCACCUGGCGCCGCCACACGAACCAUUGAAACUUGAAUACGGCCAGCUGGUCAAAAAUGUCAGCCAGUCUCCCAGUCUGUUAAUUCGAUGCGACACAGGUGGCGGCAAGACCGUGUGCACAGAAAAACUUAUCGAGGCCAACAAAAACUCGAAGUUCGUUGCCAUUACUUGUCGCCGAACACUGGCGAACAUGCAUGAAGAGCGGUUUAUCGGAUUCGAGAACUACCAGGACUUCCCAGGCGUGAUUGCUUAUCUUUGCGAUGAGGAGGUCGAGAUCAUGAAGAGCCUUCGCUGCGACUUCAUCGUCAUCAACAACACGUUCCAACAGCAGAAAGAUGACAAAGUUGUGUUGUUCGACGACAAGAUGAAGCUUAUCGCGGUGACAAAGGACCUGCUUCGAGAUGGCAAGCGGGUGUGCAUCUCCAGUACGAUGAGUGCGAAGCUAACCGAAACACUGCAUGCCAUGUUGACAGAGGCAGGGUUCAAGGGCGUGUGUGUGACCAAGAACACCCCCGAAAGUGUGAAAAGAGACAUCAGCAAGAACAUCAACACCACCAUGGCCGAUCUCGACUAUUUCAUCCACACACCCACCAUCAGUGUCGGGGUCGACUACAAUGUCAAGGACCAUGUUGACUACGUGAUCGGUACCUUCAGCACGCACAGCGAGGUUGACGUCGAAACAUGCAUGCAGAUGAUGCGACGGGUACGACAUGUUAAGUCCAAUACGUACUUGGUGUAUGCAGAUGCGACGACCAGAAAUCUCCCAGCUUCCGCACCAGAAGUCAAGAACUGGAUCUGCAAUCACCUCGACAUUGUCACAGGCAGGGUCCGAAUGAGCCCAACACUGAAGUUGACGCUAGAUGACAACAGCCGCCUCGCCAUGCCCGAUGACCUGUAUCAUCGCAUGUACUGCCACGUGAGGGCCAAAAAGAACCUCUCCUUGAACGACUUUAGAUCGCGACUUAUUCAGCGAAUGUCUCAAGCUGGAUGCAUUGUCACAGGCAAGAGCGACAAACUUCCCCUGGACAGUCCGAUUAUCGCUGACUUGAAAGCGAAGGAGGAAGAGAUUACGGCCGCCUUGCAUCAACAGACCGCAGAUGCAGACCCCUUGAGUCCAGACAAGUUCGAAGAGCUUUCGCGCGGAACGCAAGAGUUGGACGCUGGACAGCGGGCUUCAAUGCACAAGUUCGCGCUCGUGCGAACUUAUGGGGUCCAGGAUCAUAGCAUCGUGACCGUAGAGUGGGUCGGAAUGUUUGACAAAGCGGAUGAGAGGGAGUGGUUUAAGAACCUCACUGCACUGUCUCGUAAAGGCGGGGCGUCAUUGCAAUCGUGUUUGGCGCUCGUGAAGCAGUGUGAAGAUAUUGGACUAGAUUACAGCUUGCGAGGAGCACCAACAACUGCUGAAGCACACAGUAGAAUCGAUAGUACCCAGUUUGUGAAGCUGGAUUAUGUGGUUGGCAUUUUGAUUGCAUGUGGAUUCGAGGACACGUUCCCGACAAACGAGGUGUUGGCUGAAGAUCUCAAGAGUCGGAUCGAUGAGAUUUGGGGUUGGGCAGGUCUUGAGAGAAACAUGUCGCAGAUCUGCACCACCCUCAAGAAGAAAAGGCCCACACACAACAACUGGACGUUCAAGAACAAGCUCAAAUUUAUCAACACAGUUUUGCACGCAGUACUUGGUGCAAGGAUCUCGGGAACUAACAAUCGCAGGUCGAGAUAUCGUCUCAAUCACACCUCGAGCGUAGGAUCUGCCGAGAACAGCCCGCUCAGACGUUGA
Messenger RNA from Linnemannia hyalina, 2913 nucleotides. The record is from the annotation of a GenBank genome assembly. NCBI's taxonomy places the organism in Eukaryota, Fungi, Mortierellomycota, Mortierellomycetes, Mortierellales, Mortierellaceae.